Punctularia strigosozonata HHB-11173 SS5 is the source of this 927-nucleotide messenger RNA. RefSeq names its product DNase I-like protein. The transcript has a single exon. Lineage: Eukaryota; Fungi; Basidiomycota; Agaricomycetes; Corticiales; Punctulariaceae. Gene Ontology annotation, molecular function: catalytic activity. The record is from RefSeq and is a predicted model, not a curated record. The annotation marks the transcript as partial.
AUGUACGGCAAACGCCUCUGGAUCCACAACUCCGCGGACCCGGAACGACCGUCCAACUCAGCCGGAGUAGCUUUCGUACUAAACAGAGAUGUCGUCAGCACAAAAAGCUGUAAUGUAACAACGAUUGAGAAAGGACGAGCCAUAGCCAUUACACUGCCCUGGCACGACCGAGACACGGUCACUCUGCUGAACGUAUAUGCCCCGAAUGAACCAGGAAGACACGCGGCAUUCUGGGGACGCAUCGAACGAAUGAGGAGAGAAAACGAAAUUCCCCAAGUAGACUUCAUGCUGGGAGACUUCAACAUCGUAGAAGACGACAUAGACAGGGCCCCGCCCAGGGCGGAACUCGACAGCGCAGCAACAGCACUCCGAGAUUGCAGGCGAACGCUGAGGGUAUAUGAUGCAUGGCGAGCGGAGAACCCUGCGACGAGGAAUUAUACAUUCAUCAGUAGGGCGACGGGCUCCAUGUCGAGACUAGACAGAAUCUACGUAGCGGAGAAACGGCGCACGAGCGUCUUCGAGUGGGUGUGCCAAACCCCCGGUGUAGUGACUGAUCACAGAAUAGUAUGGAUGAAGUACGCACCGACGACAAUGCCUUAUAUGGGGCCCGGAAGAUGGACGUGGCCAUCCGGACUCACGAACGAAACACACACCAUAUCGUCCGUAGAAAAGAUAGGAAUGCGCCUCCAAGAGAACCUAAACAGACUGCGCGGAGAAGGACGCACCGGAGAAAGGAACCCGCAAACACUCUGGCAGGAAUUCAAAGACAGGACCGCCGAGAUGGCGGCCCUACUAACGGGGGCGGCCCUAUCGCGGACGAGCAGGAAGCUAGCAAGCAAAGAGUAUGCUCUUGCGACGGAAAUGAACCGAGAGGAAGCGGGUUUGGAGGACGGAACGGAACCGAGACGGAACAUAGCCCUGAUGGAG